UAACAUCAUUCAUUCAUAUUUAAAAACACCUUUAUCAUCUGUUCACAUACAGGAAAGGAAAUGCAAUAUCAAAUUUUUCGCUGAAUCGAUAAAGAUGUCACAUUCCUAUGAAAUAACAUUAUUCCGGCUACGAAUUUAAAGGGAGGGUCGUUUUCCAUCGAAUCUAUUCCAUUUUAAUUCCAUAUGGUCAUCAUAUCCAGGAACGAAUACAUCUGGAUUAUUCCGGAAAAAGAAAGCGAGUACUCGGUUCCUGUUGGUGCUAGGGUUAAAUCUGCAGAAGGGAGCAGGUACUUAGUCCAAGAUGACGAAGGCCAGGAAUACUACGUAGGACCGAAUAGAAAAAUAAGGGUUAUGCACUCGACAUCAGUUCAAGGCGUGGAAGAUAUGAUAAGCUUGGGUGAUUUGCACGAGGCUGGUAUAUUGCGGAAUUUAUUGAUUCGAUAUCAAGAAGGCUUUAUCUACACUUACACUGGGUCUAUCUUAGUUGCCGUUAACCCUUACGAAGUUUUACCAGUCUACACCCCCGAGCACGUUAAAAUGUAUAGGAAAAAGAAAAUAGGAGAACUGCCUCCACAUAUAUUCGCUAUAGCUGACAAUGCCUAUUCCAGCCUAUUCCGUGUUGGAAAUCAAUGCAUCAUAAUUAGCGGGGAAAGUGGAGCCGGCAAAACGGAGAGCACCAAAAUAGUAUUGCAAUUUCUAGCCGCUAUCAGCGGCCAACAUUCCUGGAUCGAACAACAAAUCUUGGAAUCCAAUCCUAUUUUAGAAGCAUUCGGUAACGCCAAAACUAUUCGCAAUGAUAACUCUAGUCGAUUCGGGAAAUAUAUUGAUAUUCAAUUUAACAAAACGGGCAGCAUAGAAGGGGCUAAGAUAGAACAAUACUUGCUGGAAAAGUCACGGAUAGUUCAUCAAGCUCAAGACGAGAGGAACUACCACGUUUUCUAUUGCAUGCUUGCAGGAAUGUCGGAGGACGAGAAACGCAAACUUUACUUAUCCAAGCCUUCCAAUUACUUCUAUCUUACACAAGGAGGUGGAUCCUUAGUAUGCGAGGGUAGACAGGAUUCAGCAGAAUAUCUAAAUAUCUUAUCGGCCAUGAAAGUCUUGCUGUUCGGGGAAGAUGAAAUAUACAAUAUUUUUCAGUUACUGGCCAUCAUUUUGCACCUCGGAAAUUUGAAUUAUAAAGGAACUACCAUAAAAAACUUGGACGCUAGUGAAAUAGCCAAUCCAAGCACGCUGGAACCUUUGGCUAAACUUUUAAUGGUCAAGCCUUCCGACCUUAAUCGGGCCUUAACAACCAAAACCUUGAUAACUGGCGGGGAGACGGUUAUAUCCACUCUAGGGGCUGAGCGGUCCAUGGACGUUAGGGAUGCCUUCUGCAAGGGUAUAUACGGAAAGUUGUUUGUUUGGAUAGUGGAGAAAAUUAAUUGCGCUAUAAAGGCUCCCCAUCACAAUGACAACUCCUCCGGAAAAAUAAACCCGGAUAUGAGCAGCACGUAUUUCUUCAGCAAUCACAACUCAAAAACAAACCUGACCAAUGGCUAUAACGGGACCAUAUGUCGGAAUGGCAUAAACGAAGAUUCCUCAAACCUCGGAGUCUUAGAUAUUUUUGGAUUCGAAAAUUUCCACUUUAACAGUUUCGAACAAUUUUGCAUCAAUUACGCCAACGAAAAUUUGCAGCAAUUUUUUAUACGACAUAUAUUCAAGCUUGAACAAGAAGAGUACAACUCUGAGGGCAUAAAUUGGCAGCAUAUAGACUUCGUAGAUAAUCAAGAAACACUUGACCUGAUAGCUGGUAAGCCCCUUCAUUUGGUCAGCUUGAUCGACGAGGAAAGCAGGUUUCCCAAAGGUACCGACAUAACCUUGUUAGACAAACUCAACCAUACUCACGCUUCCCACAAUUCUUACAUCAAAACGAGGGGCCACGCUUCCGCUAAGCAUUUUGGCAUUAAUCAUUUUGCGGGCCGAGUUUAUUACGAUAUCAGAGGUUUCAUAGAAAAGAAUCGGGAUACGUUUAGCGCCGAUCUGCUUAGUCUCAUCUAUAGCACUAACAAUAAAUUUCUGCAUUCCCUUUUCCAGAAAGAGAAGAUGCUUGGUCCGGAGACAAGAAAAAAAUCGCCUACCCUAGGCCUACAAUUCAAGCGUUCCUUAGAUCUGCUCAUGAAAACGCUGGAAACAUGUCAACCAUUUUUUAUACGUUGCGUCAAGCCUAAUGACGACAAAAAGCCAGGGAUAUUCGAUCGGCAAUUAGUCAUAAAACAACUUCGAUAUUCGGGCAUGAUGGAAACUAUCAGGAUAAGGAGGAACGGUUACCCCAUAAGGCACGCUUUCGUAGAUUUUUACGAUCGCUACAAGCAUUCAAUCCCUGUUUACGUCUUGCGUUCGGCGGGAAUCACCAUAUACAAUAAUAGCAAAGACAAAACCCGAAAUACUAAACUAAUAGAGUCUCAGAUAGAUUUCAGGAAGGCGGUUAACAUCAUUUGUAGCAAUGUUUUGGGCAACAAGGCCGAUUUUCAGAUAGGGCAUGCCAAAGUCUUUUUAAAAGACUGCCACGAUUUAUUCCUAGAACAAGCCAGGGAAAGGGCGCUAACGCAAAAAAUAAUACUCAUCCAAAAGGGUGUCAGAGGGUGGAUAGCCCGGAGACGCUACAUUAAUACGCUCAGAGCAACUCUAGUCAUACAAAAAUACUGGAAAGGGAGGCUUGAGAGAAGAAAAUUCUUGACAAUGUUGAUUGGAUUUUCCCGACUCGAAGCCUUGAUCAAAGCCCGGAGAUUGAGGAACGAAUUCCUGGCGACUCAACAUUUUAUGAUCAAUCUUCAGGCCUUGUGCAGAGGAUUUCUGGUACGCAAGGAAACUCGGAUUAAAAUCGAAGCUGCUCUUAAAAAUCCUCAAAAAUUUAGGAAAGAUAACCACGAUAAUAAAGACAACAAUAAAUAUAACUGUAACAACAAUAAAACCAAUGCGAAAUUUAAUUCUCAAUCCACAAACUCGACUAUGGACGAGCAAGCGACGAUCGAAGAACUUUUCGGGGAUUUGGAUCUGGAGGCUGAAGAUGAUAGUGAAAGUUUUAAUAAUGGCGCCAACGGAAAAAUUAAGGGAAUCAACGAUAUCAAGCACAUUGGCAGUAACAAAAAAUUAGUGGGGCGUUCUGGCGACGAAAGUUCCAUGGCCGCUCCUACGGCUUUUAAGGACUUGGAGGUAUCUCGCCAAAAAGCUCUCUUGAACCACAAAAAACAGCAAGAAACCCAUUCGGACGAAAUAUUUUGCGAAGAUUUUGAUUUGAAUUCCUUUGACGAGGCCGAGCUAUCCGAGUACAAAUUCAUAAAAUUCGCCACUACCUAUUUUCGGGGUAACGUUACCCAUUCAUUUAUCAAAGGGGAGCUCAAGCAGCCCCUGUUACCUCACAAAAAUCCAGGUGAUAUACUAGCCGCUCUCGAUGUCUGGAUCAUGAUUUUAAGGUUCAUGGGGGAUUUGCCGGAACCGAAUGACAAUGUCGUGAAUCCUACAUAUUCAAGGCAAUUUUCCAAUCAUAAGAAUGCUAAAUUAUCUAGUCACUCUAAUAACGGAAUAAGGGACGAUAAUACAUCCGUCAUGAACAAAAUAUACACUACUCUCUCUAGAACCGCGGGCAAAAGUAUAGCAGCCGAUAAAGCCUUCUCCAACAACGCCUCAAAUGAUAACGGCAUCAACCAUAACAACCAGUACAAUAAUAAUCAUAAGCCUAUUGGUCAUCCGAGAGAAACGCUCCGUAAAAAGCUCAUUUCACUCACCCUGAAACGCAAGUCUAAAAUGCCGGUCGAUUUGAUGAUGAGACAAGACAACGGAAGGAAAGAAGAUUUUAAGAGAUCAGACCCGAAUGGGUAUUGCGUCAACGAUAAUUCAACUAAGCAAGGAACCAACGGUUUGAAUUUUGCAAACGACGAAGAAGAUACAAGUGGUUAUUUUUGCAUAGACCCCUCGAACCCCGUUGCUUCGCUUAAACACAAACCGAUGUCUAACUUGGAUAAACUGCAUUUCAUUAUAGGCAAUGGCAUUCUAAGACCUCGAAUUCGGGACGAGCUAUUUUGCCAGAUCUGCAAACAGCUGACAGGUAACCCCCACCCUGACACGAGUAAAGUUAGGGGAUGGAUCCUCCUAUCACUGUGUCUUGGCUGUUUCCCGCCCUCGCCCACUUUCGAAAAAUACUUGAGGAACUUCCUCCACCAAAAUAAACAGAGCGAACAUAAAUUAGAACUACCUGUUAAUAACUUGUUGGCCAAUAAUUCUAAGCGAGCCGUUUCCAUAGAUUUUGCUUCUAGAUGUCUCCAUAGGCUCAAGAGAACUCUUAAAAAUGGUGCCAGAACACAACCACCUAGCUGGUUAGAACUUCAAGCCGCCAAGGCAUCUGUGGCAGCAGUUUAUAACGCUAAAAGAAUUAAUGGCAAAGAAGAUCCGAGGCGCUGGUUAUCGGAGAGAGAACCUCCAAUAAUGUUACCAGUUACUUGCAUGGAUGGGCGGACAGAAAAUUUACCCGCCGAUUGUGCCACCACUUCUCGAGAACUGUGCCAUUUGAUAUCCCUCAGACUGGGCCUGAUUUCACCCGAUCUCCCCCCAGCUAAUAAAUUGAUCAAUGGCGGGACUCCUCCCAGAAACACCUUUCCAGUGUUCGGCUUUUCUCUCUACGUGGCCCUUUUCGACAAAGUGUCCUCGUUAGGAGAUGGAGAUGAUCACGUGAUGGAUGCUGUGUCUCAAUGCGAGCAAUACGCCAAAGAAACUGGGGCCCAGGAAAAGAACGCACCCUGGCGACUGUUUUUUAGAAAAGAGAUUUUUGUACCCUGGAGGGAGGAAAGCGACACUACUGAAUCUCCUUACAAUACUUCAACAGUACAUGUUGGAUUGAAACCAGGUGCCGUGAUAGAUCUGGUAUACCAACAAAUAGUGCGGGGAAUAAAAUUUGGCGAAUACCGUUGCGAAAAAGAGGAGGAUUUGGCUCUGGUAGCGUUGCAACAAUACUACGUAGAGCACAAAAAAAAGUUAAACAAUAAUUCAACUGUUGGGGAGUUAGACCGAGUUCAUCUACUUUCUGCGCUUCCUUCUUACAUUCCCGAUUACUAUUUACAGCAGGAAGGCUCAAUGGAACAUUGGAUGAAGAAGGUUAUGGGUGUUUAUCAGAGUACUACGAUUUUCGAGCAGAAUGUUCCAGCUAUAAGGAUGAAGGAAGAGAUAGUCAACUACGCCAAGUUCAAAUGGCCCCUGCUCUUUUCCCGCUUCUAUGAGGCCUCACUCAUAGCAUCCACCAAUUUGUCUGUUUCAUCUGAAUCUUUGCCAGAUAUCUUGAAUUCCGGUAUCGGCCAUUUGCGCAAAAAUGUAGACAUUAUCAUAGCCGUAAAUUGGACCGGUUUUUAUGUGGUGGAUGACCAGGAGAGAGUUUUACUAGAACUUUCGUUUCCAGAAAUCGUCAGGUGUCAGGCCCUCUCCUCUUCUAACCAAUUGUCUGUACUCUGUAUUUCGACAGCCAAACAAGAAUCCAUGGUAUUUAAAUGCAGUGGCGCGCGAGACGUUUCUCAACUCAUGAACUACUUUUUGGGAGGUCUGAGGUACCGAUCGAGAUACGCUAUUGCCUCUACCGAUUUCAUAGAAUCAGAUCCAUCAUUCCUGUCUUGUCUCAAGGGUGAAAUCAUUCAACUCGACAAACCUUAUGGCAGCUAUCUAAAGGCAUCGAUUAAUGCCAAUAAUAACAAUUGUGAUAUCUACAAGGUAUAUAAUAUCUACGAUAGUUUGAACCAUCACCAAAGUCACGGUAAUAACAAAUCUAACAAAAUGUGGCUUUCGGCGCUCUCCUUGAGCACGCAAAGAAAAGGGGAAAUUCCGUCCAACGCGGUUUACGUUAUUCCUUGCUUAACCUGUCCAGACCCCGACACCUCUAAUUUACUUGCCACGUCUAUCAAAGCCCAAAGUGUUAAUCAGUCUAUCUCGGACGUCGAUCGAAUGCUAAGUACUUUGGGGUGCGCCACGCUCAAUAAUGCCGUGUACAGAUCAGCAACAGAAUUUCGGAGGGACGCUGGUGGGCGAGAUGAAACAGUUGAUACGAUGGACAGCGUCAAUGCUAAUAACAGACCUCACGAUCUGAGACGUUUUGCCUUGGAACAUUUCAGGAAUCGGGAAAAAAUUCAAGCUCCAAAACGUUCAUUCGGACAGACACUUUCAUCCACGUUAAGCCGAAAAAAUCCGCUUAAAAACUUUAUGUCCCACAUAUCUCACAAUAACCCAGACCCGAAUACUUCUUCCAAUAUCAAUCCACCCAGAUCUCCCCCCUCACCCAGUCAAAUGAUUUAUCAAGACAAUAGCAAUACUUCGGUAACUCUUUCAUUUAACGGUAACCACCACGAAAACAAUAGUGGGGAGGAAUGUUUAUGGACGCACGCCAAAGAACCCCUCAUAUCCCCUUUGCUCAAAAAACUGGCUGGGAAAGAUCAACUGUGUCACUUUGCUUGUUCGAUCUCCUUAUCCAUCGCUAAGUACAUGGGGGACCAGCCUCUGAGACGCAAGCUUAACUAUUCCCACUAUCAUCAACCUUACAGCGCUGUCCUAUCUUCACCCUCCUUAGGAUAUGCUAGCAAUGAAUCGCCUCCUUUGCCACUACAUUCUGUUGAUUUGACAGAUCAAAUAUUCCAACCGGCAUUGAAAAUGGAGAUUCUGAGGGAUGAGAUUUAUUGCCAACUUAUCAAGCAACUCACCCAAAAUCCCAACAAGACAAGCGAAGAAAGGGGUUGGGAAUUGAUGUGGCUUGCCACUGGUUGUUUUCCUUGCUCACGUUUAAUUUUACCUGAACUGACGGAAUUUCUAAGGACUUCUCAUUGCGCAUCUAGCCUUAACUCACCAUUUAAUCAUAAUUAUCGGGGAUUGGGAGUGGGUGUUACAAAAGAUUCGUCUAUAGCUUUGCGGAGGGACUGUCUACUACGAUUACAAAAGACACUAAAAGUGGGACCGAGAAAAUUUCCUCCUCAUCCUGUGGAAGUUGAAGCUAUCCAGCGCAAAACGACUCAAAUAUUUCACAAGGUCUACUUUCCAGAUGACACAGAACAGGCUUUCGAAGUCGACUCCGGCACGAAAGCAACCGAAUUUUGUUUUCACAUCUCUCGACGCUUAGGCCUGAUUACGUCACAGGGCUUUAGCCUUUUCGUCAAAAUAGCGGAUAAGGUUAUAAGCGUGCCAGAUCAGGACUUUUUCUUUGAUUUCGUGAGGCAUUUAACGGAUUGGAUCAAGAGAACUUGCCCCAACCCUAAUAACUUAGGUACCCCCAGCCUGAGCAAUAUGAACAAUUCUAGUACUAUCAUUUCGCUCAACUCCUUGAAUUCCUCGAGUCAGAUGGGUCAACAAUCUCAACCGGCCUUAACUUACCAAAUAUUUUUCAUGAGAAAGCUUUGGCUUAACGUAGUUCCAGGGGUUGAUAGGAACGCUGACCUCAUUUUCCAUUAUCAUCAAGAAGUACCAAAAUACCUAAGGGGAUACCACAAGUGCAACCCAGAAGAGGCCAAAAUUCUUGCCGCUCUAAUAUAUCGCGUCAAAUACGAUUGCGAUUCGAGUUCGCUGACUAUUCUGUCAUCCUUCUCCAAGGUGGCUAAGGAUCUGAUCCCUUCUUAUAUGCUUAGUAGGCAAGAUCAUAACAGUUCUGUGGUUAUGGAAGAUUGGAGGAAAGGCAUAGCUGAGUCUUACUCUCAAACUGUGGGUCUCACACCUGAAGAGGCUAAGAUCGAGUUUUUACGGAGAGUGUAUCAAUGGCCUACAUUUGGUUCCGCCUUUUUCGAAGUCAAGCAAACCACCGAGCCAAAUCUUCCCGAUUAUCUGAUAAUCGCGAUCAAUAAAAACGGAUUAACUCUAUUAGAUCCCAUCACUAAGGAAACCUUAUCAGUUUUCCCUUUCACCCAAAUAUCGAAUUGGAGUAGCGGUAAUACCUAUUUCCAUAUAACCAUAGGCAAUUUGGUGCAAGGAAGCAAAUUAUUGUGCGAAACAUCCUUGGGCUACAAAAUGGACGAUUUGUUAACUUCCUAUAUUGGACUCAUGCUUAGCACUAUGAACAAGCAAAGGAUCAAGGCUAGCACUAUGAAUCUCAACAGACUUUGAAAAAAUAACAAAUCUCAUUUAUAUAUAUUAAAUUUAUGAUAUUUUUAUAUUAUAGGGAAAUGGAGGAGCUUUUUGAUAAAUGCAUUUACAAAAAAUUAUAUU
This is a messenger RNA of Gordionus sp. m RMFG-2023, 8199 nucleotides long. Its product is annotated as myosin-VIIa-like. The record is from RefSeq and is a predicted model, not a curated record. Gene Ontology annotation, molecular function: ATP binding; cytoskeletal motor activity; protein binding. The transcript is spliced from 41 exons. Bases 184 to 8097 code for a protein of 2637 amino acids. Gene Ontology annotation, cellular component: myosin complex; cytoskeleton. NCBI's taxonomy places the organism in Eukaryota, Metazoa, Nematomorpha, Gordioida, Chordodea, Parachordodidae.